GCGUCACGCGGUCUCCCCACGUUAGGUACAGUGUUCCUGCAAAGACUAGCUCCUUCUUGUAAGAAAACAAGGUUAUAUAAACACACAACAAUCAACAACACCAACUCCCUCACAAUCAAAUCAAUCUUACUCACCUAUACAUAAACAAAGCGAUCCGACUCUCAUCUUCACUUUCUAUUUCAGUCUCAUCAAGGAUACUAUACAGAGAUGGCAGAUGCAAUUGAAAUUAACUUGGAAGGCGAAGAACAUGUAGCAAAAGAAGAAAUUUAUGUUAUGGUUGAGAGCAAGACCAAAAAUCCCACUGAAACAAAGAAAGAUAAGACUGAGGUGGAACUUGAAGUGAAGCCCAAGUCUCUUGACACAGAUGGGUCAAAACAAAAGGAAGAGAAACAGAAAGAGCACAAGGACAUUGAAAUUAAGAAGGAAAAGAAGGGCAAAGAUGAGGAGACAGAGAAGCUGAAGGACCAUGAGGAGGCUGGUAGCGGUAAAAAAGACAAAAAAGAAAAAAAAGAUAAAGAAGGCAAAGAUAAAUCGAAGAAGAAGAAAGAUGAUGUGGGAAAAUCAGAGGAAGAUAAGGAGGAGAAGAAAAAGAAAAAAGACAAAAAGAAGGAAGCAAAGGACAGUAAGGAUACUGCAGUGAAGGAAGAGGAGCAUGAUGAAGGAAAAAUGAAGCAAGCAGAUGAACAAAAAGAAGAAUCAAAAGAUGAGUCGAAGAAGAAAGAAAAGAAAAAGGAUAAAGAAAAGGUCAAAGGCAAGGAGGAGAAAGACAAGGAUGAUACUAAUGACGAAUCUCUGGAUGCAGAAGAUGUAGAGAAGAAAAAAAAGGAGAAAAAGGAGAAGAAGGGCGGAAUGGAAGAAGAGAAAGAGGGGAAGAAGAAAGACAAAAAAGAGAAAAAGGGGGGAAAGGAUGAAGAAAAAGAAGGGAAGAAGAAGAAAGAAAAGAAAAAGGAAAAUGAUGAAAAUGAGGUUGAAGGUAAGGAUGAAGAGAAAGAAGAGAAGAAGAAAGAAAAGAAAAAGGAAAAAGAUGGAAAUGAGGUUGAAGGUAAGGAUGAAGAAAAAGAAAAGAAAAAGAAGAAGAAAGAAAAUAAAAAGGAAAAUGAUGAAAAUGAGGUUGAAUGUAAAGAUGAAGAGAAGGAAAGGAAGAAGAAAGAAAAGAAAAAGGAAAAAGAUGAAAAUGAGGUUGAAGCCACCUCGAGGGAGAUAAAGAUGGAUGACAGUGAGGAGAUGCCUGAGGGAGAAACUGAGAAAAAAGUGGAGGAAGAGAUCGAGGAAGGUAAGGAUAAGAAAGGAAAGGAAAAAAAGAAAGAUAAAAGUGAGAAAAAAAUAAAAAAAGAGGGCAAAAACAAGGGGAAGGAUCCCGAAAAGCUCAAGUCGAAGUUAGAGAAGAUAAAUUCCAAAAUUGAAGUGCUCCUUCAAGAGAAAGCAGAAAUCCUGGCGCUGAUUAAAGAGAGUGAACAGGACAGUCAUGUUCCUGCAUAGAGUCUUCAAGAGUCUAGUUUUGCAUACUAAAUUUUUUUACAUGUUUUCAUGGAGAGAGUAUACGAGAAAUAAGUUGUGGUGUGCUUGUAAUAACAUCUUUAAGAAGUAGUAUGCUUAUCCAAACCUUAUGCUGUCCAUUUUGUGUGAUGGAAGCAGUUAACUUCUGAUACAUGUUUGUACUUUAUCAUGUUUACCAAAUUUUAUAAUUAAUGUUUCUUAUCAAGA
This is a messenger RNA of Daucus carota subsp. sativus, 1704 nucleotides long. Its product is annotated as vicilin-like seed storage protein At2g18540. Bases 208 to 1479 code for a protein of 423 amino acids. NCBI's taxonomy places the organism in Eukaryota, Viridiplantae, Streptophyta, Magnoliopsida, Apiales, Apiaceae. The record is from RefSeq and is a predicted model, not a curated record. The transcript has 2 exons.